Paralichthys olivaceus (Japanese flounder) is the source of this 2607-nucleotide messenger RNA. RefSeq names its product protein phosphatase 2, regulatory subunit B'', beta (gene ppp2r3b). Gene Ontology annotation, biological process: protein dephosphorylation. Gene Ontology annotation, cellular component: protein phosphatase type 2A complex. The record is from RefSeq and is a predicted model, not a curated record. Gene Ontology annotation, molecular function: protein phosphatase regulator activity; calcium ion binding. Lineage: Eukaryota; Metazoa; Chordata; Actinopteri; Pleuronectiformes; Paralichthyidae.
UCUUCCCCGGGAGGGGAGGCGCUGCUGCUCCCGGUGUGGUGAACUCUCACCCCCGCGGGAAGUCUCGCGUUAGUACCCCUGCGGUUACCAGGGGAACGUGAUCGUGAAAAGUUGGCCGGCGGGCGACAUGAGCACCGGGCGAGGAGGCACCGGAGAGGAGACACCGAUUCCCCGCGUCUUUCACCGGUGAACAGUCGGUGUGACACCGCUUCGCUCAUGGGGGAAGCGACGUAGAGUCGCAUCAACACAUCCGGCGUCUUCCUCCAUUCACGCCGAGGGGCCGUUAUCAGCGAACUCAAUAAGUUAAACUCUGCAAGAUGCCGUCACCACAAGUCCUCCAGCCGGUCCUCAAAAUGAAGGUGGACGAGCUCUUCCUCAACUGGUUGAGUGAUCCUGCAACUCAGUCACAACUCAAAGAUUAUCUUGACCUCAUCAAAAGCGGACAAAACAUUGAUCUGAGCAGCGGGGAUGACCAGGACAAAAGGUCCCUGAGCUUCAAGGAUAACAACAACGUGGCAUCCCAAAGGAACCUGGCAGAGAAGAGGCCCGCUGCCCUCAGCACUCCCUCCAGCCCUCCAUCUGCCAGUACCCUGCCCUCUGGCAGUAGCAGUAACACCAGGGUGACAGGACCCAAUGGCAGAGUACUACGGAGGUCUGUCAGCACAAAAAAGGCCCAGGUGAGGACGGAGGAGCCCGUCACCACAGCGCUCAGUGAAAGCAUUCCAAAGUUUUACUUCCCACUAGGCCGGCCCCAGGCCAACCUCAACAUCGACAGCCUCAUUUCCAAAAUUGAGAAAAUAUUUUCCCAAUUCCCAAAUGAAAGGGCCACCAUUGAGGACAUGGGGCAGGUUGCCAAGGCCUGUGAGUGCCCUGUCUACUGGAAAGUGCCAUUGUUCAACUCGGCUGGAGGCGACAGGACGGGCUUCGUGUCGGUUCACAAAUUCGUGGCCAUGUGGAGAAAAAUUCUGCAGACCUGUCACAAUGACGCUUCUAAAUUCGUGCACCUCUUGGCCAAGCCUGGCUGUAAUUACCUGGAACAAGACGACUUUAUUCCAUUCCUGCAGGAUGUGGUGAACACGCAUGCAGGCCUGGCCUUUCUAAAGGAGGCACCGGACUUUCACUCACGAUACAUUACCACGGUGAUUCAGAGGAUAUUUUACAAUGUGAACCGGUCAUGGACUGGAAAAAUAUCAAGUCAUGAGCUCAGGAAAAGUAACUUUCUUCAGAAUGUGAUGUUGCUGGAGCAGGAAGAAGACGUGAACCAGCUGACAGAGUUUUUCUCCUAUGAACAUUUCUACGUUAUCUACUGCAAAUUCUGGGAGUUAGACUCAGACCAUGACCUCUACAUAGACCAGAAGGACAUGGCACGACACAACGACCAAGCCAUCUCGCAAAAGAUGAUCGAGAGAAUAUUCUCAGGAACAGUAACAAGGGACAGACGAGUGCAUAAGGAGGGCAGGCUGAGUUAUGCCGAUUUCGUCUGGUUCCUCAUCUCCGAGGAAGACAAGAAGACUGACACCAGUAUAGAGUACUGGUUCCGCUGCAUGGACCUGGACGGGGACGGGGUGCUCAGCAUGUACGAGCUGGAGUACUUCUACGAGGAGCAGUGUCAGAAGCUGGAGGCCAUGGCGAUUGAGCCCCUUCCCUUCGAGGACUGCCUCUGCCAAAUGCUCGACCUUGUCAAGCCUGAGGUCGAAGGUAAGAUCACGCUGCGGGACCUUAAGAGGUGCAAGUUGUCCCACAUCUUCUACGACACUUUCUUCAACAUUGAGAAAUACCUGGACCACGAGCAGAGGGAUCCUUUCUCUGCUAUAAGGGAGGUGGAAACAGACGGACAGGAGGUUUCAGACUGGGAGAAAUACGCUGCAGAGGAGUACGACAUCCUGGUGGCGGAGGAGGCAGCCAACGAUCAGUGCAACGAUGUGUAUGAUAACCCUCUGAGCCCUUUGGGGCAGCACAUCUCCACUGAGCUGGGUCUGACAAAGAGACACUUCUUCGAGAUUCCCAGUCCGCACUGCAACCUGGACCUGGACGAGUACGAGUACGACGACGACCUGGAAUGACCGCAGAGGGUUUUCUCUCAUCCUGCUGAAGCGGCGCCAGCUUCCAGGAGUGGAUCUCAAACAGCAGCGUUCAGGCCCAGAGAUGUGCAGGUUACACUCACUCUGCUUACAAAGACACAAGUUAGAAAACAGAGGACACAGUCGGAGCACUGGUGGAGGUCAGAUCUGCUGCAGGAACAGACACACAGGAUUGAGAGGAUGUGAAGUUCCUCAUAAUACUGAACCAGAAUUUUUAAUAUUCUCACCUGUUAUUAAAAAAACACCACAGUUGGUUUCAUGAUGCGACGAGCGGCACGGUUUGGACGUUUGAUGCCUCCUCAUGUUUUAAAGGAGACACAUGAUGCUUUUUCAGUUUUUUAAUCUCCUCUGGCGUGUUAAGCUGCUUUCAGACUUCCAGUAAAAACUCCAGAUGAUGUCCCAGCUCAUGUGGGAAUACAGCAGGAGAUUAUUAGAUUCAGAACAAGUAAUGUCUUUAACACGUGACGGACGCAAAACUGAAAAAAAACUAAAAGAAUACAAAUAUCUCAGGAUGAAAAAGAGUUCG